GAGCAUCCUCCAGGUCGUGGUCCACUCCCUCCUCGGUGGUGUGAAACACUCAAUCUCCAGCUAAACAAUGGCACCCAAGAAGGACGUUAAGAAGCCCGAGCCUCCAAAGAAGGCCGAGCCCGCACCUGCACCUGCAACUGCUGCAGAACCCGAGGCCAAACCCAAACCAGCAGCAGUCGAUCUGUCUUCCGUCAAGGUUGAGUUCACCCCAGACCAGCUGGAGGACUACAGGGAAGCCUUUGGCCUCUUCGACAGAGUCGGCGACAGCAAGAUCGCCUACAACCAGAUCGCCGAUAUCAUGCGCGCUCUGGGUCAAAACCCCACCAACAAGGAGGUGAACAGAAUCCUGGGCAACCCCACUGCUGAUGAGAUGGCCAAUAAGAGAGUGGAGUUCGAGGCUUUCCUGCCCAUGCUGCAGUUCAUUGUGAACAGCCCCAAUAAGGGUACCUUCGAGGACUACGUUGAAGGUCUGCGUGUCUUUGAUAAGGAGGGUAACGGCACAGUGAUGGGCGCUGAGCUGCGCAUUGUCCUCUCAACACUGGGUGAGAAAAUGUCAGAGAUUGAGGUCGACGCUCUCAUGGCCGGCCAGGAGGACGAGAACGGCUGCGUCAACUAUGAGGCUUUCGUGAAACACAUCAUGUCCGUGUAAGAGGUAACGGCUGUGAGGACGCUCGUCUAUUUCUCCAGACCCCAUGGUGUCAGGACGUCCAUGCACCGUGUCCACAACCAACGGGGAAACGAAUUUAGAUGAAAGGACUAUGGGAUGUCAUUUCUAAGCCAUUCUUUUCGUCAAUGUUUUUUUUUUUCCCCCUUCUUUGUGUGUCCACAUUUGGAAGCCUAUUUUUUUUUUCUUGUUUUUUGGGUUGCUCGUACUGGGCGAGUCUCUCCACAGUGGGGCAGUAACGAGGCAUAAAUCAGGGUGCUCUCUUUGACAGGGUAGCCCAGAUACACACGUACACACACACUCUCUCUCACACACACACGCACUCCUUGUCGUCCGAAGGUGCUAAUAUACACCGCCUCCACUGUGGACUGGUCGCUGAACCGCCCUCCUCUCCCCUUUGCCCCAGAGUCUUAAUUUAUUUUUCGCCUCUGUCAUUUCUCAUAAUAAACUUUUCACAAAUUCCA
Messenger RNA from Ictalurus furcatus (blue catfish), 1128 nucleotides. It is a transcript of the gene myl1, whose product is annotated as myosin, light chain 1, alkali; skeletal, fast. The coding region runs from base 68 to 649 and encodes 193 amino acids. NCBI's taxonomy places the organism in Eukaryota, Metazoa, Chordata, Actinopteri, Siluriformes, Ictaluridae. Gene Ontology annotation, molecular function: calcium ion binding. The transcript has 6 exons. Gene Ontology annotation, cellular component: myosin II complex; contractile muscle fiber. The record is from RefSeq and is a predicted model, not a curated record.